AUGGACCAGACACGGCCGCGUGAGGGCACAUCGGCAGACAAGACUUUUAUUCCCAUUGGCCAGUCCAAGCAGUCGCUGUUGGCAAACCCAUACCUUGGGUCCGAAUCUGUGGCGACGUCGCAUUCCGGUUCCGACGCAGGAGCCGCUGCCGCCGCCGCCGCCGUCGCCAGCCCAGGCAUGCCGACCUACCAACAAAACCCGGGUGGGAUCGAGGUGGUGCACGAAAGCCAUGGGCUGCAUCCGUCGUGGGCGCAAAGCCAAAACGUCAGCAGCAGCCAGGUCAAUUCCACGGGGGAGGAGAAGAUCGCCGUCGUCUCGCCGUACACGGUCGCCGCCAGCACGUGGCCUGCGUCCAAUAGCCAGACGGCUUGGAACAGCACCGCCGGUCUGAUUCCCGUAAAGGAGAAGAGGAUAUGGGGCUUGCGGCCCACGACCCUAACAAACAACACCACCACCACCAAUGCCCCCAGCAAUCCCUCCGACGGCCGCAACCCCAAAAUCUGCUUUGACACCACCACGCCACCGGCCGCGCGCUCCCAGUACGGUACCACGCGCGCCGACUGCCCUCGCAGCGGCGACAAGCGCUACACCGUCCCGGGCACCAACCUGACCUUCACCCGGACCUGCGGCGUCGACUACAAGGACAACGACCUCGGCCGCUUUCCCACCGCGACGAUGGAGGACUGCCUCGCCCUCUGCGCGCAGCUGAACAUAUACCCGAGCAGCGGGCAGGGCUUAUGCGAAGGAGUCACGUGGAUGUUUGGCGGCACGCAGGGUGAAGGGAGCAGCUACUGCUAUCCCAAGUACAAGGUCGACGCCAAGGGGCCGGACAGGACCGAUGUAGAGAGUGCCGUUUUAAUCACGGGGAGUGGAGCGUAG
Molecule: messenger RNA, 879 nt
Organism: Pyricularia pennisetigena
Lineage: Eukaryota; Fungi; Ascomycota; Sordariomycetes; Magnaporthales; Pyriculariaceae
Exons: 2
Coding region: 1-879 (292 amino acids)
Source: RefSeq, a predicted model, not a curated record